Messenger RNA from Chlorella variabilis, 870 nucleotides. RefSeq lists its product as hypothetical. The transcript has 4 exons. Bases 1 to 870 code for a protein of 289 amino acids. The record is from RefSeq and is a predicted model, not a curated record. Lineage: Eukaryota; Viridiplantae; Chlorophyta; Trebouxiophyceae; Chlorellales; Chlorellaceae.
AUGGCGUCACCGUCGGCAGAGGGCUCAGAGGGCGACAACCCUGGCCGCAGCUUCGACAUUUCCAACCUCCCGGCCUCGGCAGGCAAGUCUGGAUGGCCCACAGGGCCGUGCACACCUUGGGGCAAGCUGUGGGACGACAAGCUGAGCACGGCCAGCAAGGUGUGGGAGGAUCAGCUGAAGAGCGCCACCGGCAAAGCGGAAGCAGCGCUGGAUGCGGGGAUCAGCGCAGCCAGCGAGGCGGUGCGGGCGGGGGUGUCGGCGGCGGGGCGCGAGAGCGAGGCCGUCAAGUCCCGGCUGCAGCGGUUUUACGACACAGGGCUGGCGCACUACCAGGCCACGGAGCAGCAGGCGCUGGAGCUGAUGAAGCAGGGGGUGCGCUUCGUGCGGAAGGAGCACCCAGAGGCCAGCAUGGCCACAGGCGUGGCCGCCUUCUUCGUGCUGCUGCCGGGGCCGCGCCGCUUCCUGCUGCGCCACACCAUCGGCAGGUUCCGCAGCGAGGAGGCAAUGUUCAAGUCGGCGGAGCAGCGGUAUGCGGGGCUCAAGGAGAAGGCAGAGGGGCACAACGGCGAGCUGCAGAAGCUGCAGGCAAGCACGGCGGUCACCCAAGAGCGGCUGCAGCUGGCUGAGCUGGAGUAUCAGCGUGGCCGUGCCAAGCUCAAGUCGACCGCGGGCGAGCUGGAGAGCCUGGCCAGCCGCGUGCGCGGCAGCAGCAAGGCGGCCAAGCGCCUGAUCACCGACCUGCGGGAGCUGCCCUCCAAGCAGGCGCUGCAGCUGCGUAGCGACGCAGCCAACACCGCCAACACCGUGGGCAACCAGGCCAAGGUGCUGGACAAGGCGCUGCGGCGGGUGGCCAAGCAGUACGGCCUGUGA